AGUAGCCGCCGUGCUCUGAGCCGUACGGGUGUGCCGCGUGUGUGUGUCGGCCUGGAUACCUGAGUGCUAGUGCAUACGUGUACACCACACCCAUCGCACCUCCACUCCUCACCAUUGUGCCAUGUGACACACAACACUGUGGUGACUAUGAUAGACUACUGAUUGUGUGCGAGUCUGAAGUGAUGACCGAGAACUGACCGGUGACCGAGAUGUUGUGGACCGUGACCGUGACCGCAGUCCUCUGUGCGGUCCUGCGCGGUUCCCUCGCCUUCAGCUGUGUCUGCAGCCCUGCAGAGUGUGAGGAGGUGGUAGACGCGGACUGCCCGAGGGACGCCGGUACCGUCUGGGAUCCCUGCGGUUGCUGCAAGGUCUGCGCCAGGACAGAGGGAGAGCCUUGCGGAGGUCCUUAUGGCUUCUACGGAUCCUGCGCCGCCGGCCUCCAAUGCGUCGUUACUGACAUCUUGGCUGAGAAUGCUGAAGGAGUUUGCACAGUGAUACCAGGAACAGACAUCAAGUGUGGGGCACCACGACUGGUGUCCGGAUGUAACAUUGUGGGUGGUCACUGCCGGUGCGAUAAGGUGCCCUCCUGCCCAGAUGAACGACCUUUUACCUUCAAGAGCAUGAAGGAGUGCAAAAUGAACCUGGCCGUGAUGAUUCAACACACACAUUCAAUAGAAGAAGACUUGUCGCCGCGGGGUCCUUGACAGAGAGUGUUUCUGCUGCCCUCUGGCAAUCGACUCCGCAACCACCCCUCUUCAAGACUCAUCCGGUACCUCAGCCAGUUUAUAUUGUAUAAAAACCAAUCUUGAUGUCCCAGUCUAUGGAAAUGUGUAAAUAUUGUGAAUAAGAAUUUGUGAAUAAAUUGUAUGUAUUCAUA
This is a messenger RNA of Homalodisca vitripennis (glassy-winged sharpshooter), 877 nucleotides long. RefSeq names its product cysteine-rich motor neuron 1 protein. Gene Ontology annotation, cellular component: extracellular region. Gene Ontology annotation, biological process: regulation of signal transduction; regulation of cell growth. The record is from RefSeq and is a predicted model, not a curated record. Gene Ontology annotation, molecular function: insulin-like growth factor binding. The transcript is spliced from 4 exons. NCBI's taxonomy places the organism in Eukaryota, Metazoa, Arthropoda, Insecta, Hemiptera, Cicadellidae. Bases 210 to 704 code for a protein of 164 amino acids.